Eurypyga helias (sunbittern) is the source of this 1694-nucleotide messenger RNA. It is a transcript of the gene NR1H4, whose product is annotated as nuclear receptor subfamily 1, group H, member 4. The transcript is spliced from 8 exons. Gene Ontology annotation, biological process: negative regulation of inflammatory response; bile acid signaling pathway; cell differentiation. The record is from RefSeq and is a predicted model, not a curated record. Bases 28 to 1347 code for a protein of 439 amino acids. NCBI's taxonomy places the organism in Eukaryota, Metazoa, Chordata, Aves, Eurypygiformes, Eurypygidae. Gene Ontology annotation, molecular function: zinc ion binding; nuclear receptor activity; bile acid binding.
UAUUUUCCAGGUGUACUUCCAGAGCCAAUGAGUUCUCCAGUGCAGGAGGCAGAUGUGUCACCUUACACACAGUACAACAAUGUGCCGUUUCCCCAAGUCCAGCCUCAGAUUUCAUCGCCACCUUAUUACUCCAACCUAGGCUUCUACCCUCCGCAGCAUGAGGAAUGGUAUUCCCCUGGGAUGUAUGAGCUCAGGAGAAUACCCUCAGAAACCUUUUUCACAAGGGAGACAGAGAUAAUGGAUAUUCCUGCAGCCAAAAAGCCUAGACUGGGUCACUCCACAGGAAGAGUGAAAGGAGAAGAGCUCUGUGUGGUCUGCGGUGACAAAGCCUCUGGGUACCACUACAAUGCUCUUACUUGCGAAGGAUGCAAAGGGUUCUUCAGAAGAAGCAUCACAAAAAAUGCAGUAUACAAGUGUAAAAAUGGAGGCAACUGUGAGAUGGACAUGUACAUGAGGAGAAAAUGCCAAGAGUGCCGCCUAAGGAAAUGCAAGCAAAUGGGCAUGUUGGCUGAAUGUCUGUUAACAGAAAUACAAUGCAAGUCAAAAAGGCUACGGAAAAAUGUGAAACAGCCCCCAGAUCAGACAGUCAACGAAGAUAACGAAGGCCAUGACAUGAAACAAGUCACAUCUACAACUAAAAUAUACAGGGAGAAAGUAGAAUUUUCCCCAGAACAGCAGAACCUUCUUGAUUACAUCAUGGAUUCAUACAGUAAACAACAAAUACCACAGGAGGUGUCAAAAAAACUACUACAUGAGGAAUUCAGUGCUGAAGGAAAUUUUCUGAUUUUAACAGAAAUGGCUACCAGUCAUGUGCAAGUUCUUGUGGAAUUCACUAAAAAACUACCAGGCUUCCAAACACUUGACCAUGAAGACCAGAUUGCCUUGCUGAAGGGCUCAGCUGUAGAAGCCAUGUUCCUCCGUUCAGCUGAGAUCUUCAGUAGGAAACUUCCUUCAGGACAUACUGUUCUUCUAGAAGAAAGAAUUCGCAAUAGUGGUAUUUCAGAUGAAUUCAUAACUCCCAUGUUUAAUUUUUAUAAAAGCAUUGGGGAGCUGAAGAUGACACAGGAAGAAUAUGCGCUGCUCACAGCCAUAGUUAUCCUGUCUCCAGAUCGGCAGUACAUAAAGGACAGAGAGUCUGUGGAAAGGCUUCAAGAACCUCUGCUGGAUAUUCUACAGAAAUUCUGCAAACUUCACCACCCGGAUAACCCUCAACACUUUGCCUGUCUUCUGGGCCGUCUUACAGAAUUACGGACCUUUAACCAUCAUCACGCAGAGAUGCUGAUGUCAUGGAGAGUGAAUGACCACAAAUUCACACCUCUUCUCUGUGAGAUCUGGGAUGUGCAGUGAUGGAUGCUUUUUAUUUGAGGAAAAAUAGCUUUUUUAAAGGACCACGCAGCAUUUGUUUUCACAGAAAAAUAUCCCACAGCACAUUCAAUUUUCUUUACUGCAUUUUUAUAGAAACAUGUCAUGGAUUCAUAACAGCCAUCUUGUUGACUAUACACAUAAUAUUGUAUAGCUAGCAGAUUUUCACACGUGAGUAUAAUUGUCUCUGUAUUUAUGUUCUCUGAUCAGAAAGAGCCCACCAGCUAUUCAGAGGAACCCUAUUAAUUCAGAUUGCAGUUACAGCUCCUUGACAAAUGGGAAAUGCAGGGUUCCAUGUGUAUUUUUUCAUUGCAGUGUUUUCGUGCUUGGCC